Messenger RNA from Hemibagrus wyckioides, 1741 nucleotides. Its product is annotated as aerolysin-like protein. Bases 561 to 1520 code for a protein of 319 amino acids. Gene Ontology annotation, cellular component: extracellular region. NCBI's taxonomy places the organism in Eukaryota, Metazoa, Chordata, Actinopteri, Siluriformes, Bagridae. The record is from RefSeq and is a predicted model, not a curated record. The transcript has 2 exons.
GCCUGAUCGGUGUGAAUCUCAGACAAAAGCCAUGCAGAUUUGGAUAACUGAUGACCAGUCCAAGCAUCGCUCCCAUGAGUUCUUCUCGCACAUGACAGACUAUUUAUUUUUAACUAGAUCCCAAGCGUAUGGAAACGAAAUGGCUAAACUACAGUAUCUACUAAGUUAUCUAAGUUAAACAAGUCUCUCUCUCUCUCCAUUAUACAUAUUCCUAGCAGUCUACAUGUACAGUUCAUUACAGUGACAAACCAAAAAAUACAACGUUUUAGAGGCUGCUUUAUUUAUCCCGUGUAAAUAUCCUGGAGACUCUCAUACUAUGUAAAUAAUUCUCUUUAUCAGGAGGAAGCAGAUUGAGACAAGAUCCAGUUGAGUCCUUGUUUUGUCACAUGAUCAGAUAUUUAUAGCAGGGCCAUGGGUGCAGUAACCCCCGAGUGCAGCUGAGGAGUCGCACAACAUUUAACAGCGUUUAUAACUCUUUUUAGAAUCAGAAUCAGCUUCAUUACUAAGUAUGUUUGCACAAGCAAAAAAAUUUGAUUUGGGGAAACAUUAAGUGCCAAAUCAUGUCAUGCCUGUUACCCGUCCUUAUAAUUGGAGGGAAUAGAGGAGGUAAAAUUGACUUCAGAGGUACUAGAAAUGGAGCCACACUGAGAAAGAUCUGGGUUUGGGCCGGCGGCUGGCAGAUAAAAGCCAUCAAGGUUUGGCUAGCUGAUGGCCAGUCCGAGCAAUUUGGUGAACCUGCAGGGAAGUUUUCACAAUUUGAGUUUGAAGAUGGAGAGCAUUUCACUUCCCUUUCACUUUGGGGAAAUGGAGCUGGAACACGUCUGGGUGCCAUCAAAUUCAAGACAAAUCGCUCCCGUGAGUUCUUCGCACAAAUGACAGACUGGAGGCUGAAGACAGAAUAUCCGGUUGAUGUGGGAUCUGGGAUCUGCAUGGGAAUUUCAGGCCGUUCCGGUGCAGAUAUCGAUUCCUUAGGCUUCAUAUUCAUCAAGCCAAUCAAGUCUGCCAAGCUAAUAAAUGUUCAGUAUCCCACGCUUCAUAGUGUGAUACCUAAUGUCGCUGUUGAGGAAAUCAGAUCCAUUACUUACCAAAACAACUCUUCUGAAAUUCAAGAACACACAUUAGAAACCUCCAAAACAAUCACCAAAAAGUCAUCCUGGUCUGUGGCCAACAAGAUGGAGACCUUUUUUAAAAUGGAUGUGAGAGCAGGAAUUCCAGAGGUUGUGGACGUAUCAGCUGGAUUUGGGCUCACGGAGGGCAGGGAGUGCUCAUUUAGUUUAGAGAACACUGAGGAGAAAACUGAGCGGCUCACAGCUCUCGUAAAAGUCCCUCCAAGGAAAACCAUGACGGUGAACAUCACAAUUAGCCGGGCUACAGUUGAUCUCCCCUACACUGGCACAGUCCAGAUUACCUGCUACGAUAGCAAUCACAGCGUGAUGGAGAUUGAUACCAGUGGAAUCUACAGAGGGCUCAGUUACACUGACGCAAAAGUAACGAUGAAUGAAUCUUCGAACACCCUGUAAAUGCUACAGAAAAGAUUAAUUUGGAUUUGGUUUGAUUCUUCAAACCAUUUUAUUACAUGAUUACCAUUUCUCUUAUUAAUUGCUGUGAAGAUGUUUCUUGUGCUUCUUGUGCAAUCUGUAACGAUUUCCAUCAAUAGAAUUGUUCUAUCUAUCUCUAAGUUCAAUUGUUGGUGGUAAAUUUUGAGAAUUGUAUGUUAGAAAACGUAAUGUUAGAAUUAAAA